AUGAAUGUUAAAAGGUUGAAAGUCUCCUACCCCUCACCCUUUGGGAAAAUGCUGGAUCAGGCAAUCAAGUUAUCCCAGGAUAUGAAUCUCCGAAUUUCAGCACUGUCCACGCACUUUAAUAGGUUUUAUGCCAGUGGCCGAGGGUUUCACAACAGGAUCAUCAAAUGCCACACUUCUCCACUGUCUAGACCAGAAAAUAAGGAGCAAGCCCAAAAUACUGAAAUGGAAGUCCUACUGAAGUUGACACGCAGUCUAUUGCAAGCCUGGGUUAACCCACUGCACCAUCUGUGGGCUGAAAUGGGUGACAAGCUGGGAUACACUCCUCCUUACCUCACAAAAGCCCUGGAGAUUAAGGCUAUAAACACAAGGCUCCUAGAGGCCAUGAAGAGCAUCAUCCGAAAGGCUAAUUUUGCACUUGAAGAAAAUGUGAAGACCCCUGACUGGUCUGAAUUGGCAUCUUUGCAGUCGACCAAUAGAGACACUAGAUAUUUUGCCUUUUAUAACUUGUUUCACUGCUUGGGAAGUGACUCACGUGAUGUGGAAAUGUAUCUGAAGCUCGUAAAGUGCCAAAUGGUUCAAAGAAACUGCUAA
Cricetulus griseus (Chinese hamster) is the source of this 591-nucleotide messenger RNA. Lineage: Eukaryota; Metazoa; Chordata; Mammalia; Rodentia; Cricetidae. The record is from RefSeq and is a predicted model, not a curated record.